Alosa alosa (allis shad) is the source of this 2372-nucleotide messenger RNA. RefSeq names its product procollagen C-endopeptidase enhancer 2-like. Gene Ontology annotation, molecular function: protein binding. Lineage: Eukaryota; Metazoa; Chordata; Actinopteri; Clupeiformes; Clupeidae. The record is from RefSeq and is a predicted model, not a curated record.
AUGAAUGUGGGUCAGAGCCUGCAGUUUAUAAAGGCGGUGGUGGAUAAUAACAGGGCGGUCAGUGCCCCACAUUCCUCCACUGGACCCGACUGGACUGAUAUGCCACUGGAGACCACUGAGCCCAUGGUGCUGUAUAGAACAGUGAGCAGGGCCUACAUGUGUGGGGUGUGUGUGUGGACCGUGCUGCUGCUGGGGAUAGGAUGGGUGCAGGGACAAGCCCAAGGCCAAACCAACUUCACAAGGCCCACGUUCCUAUGUGGAGGGCACAUAGUGACUGACUCAGGCUUCGUGGGCAGCGAGGGGUUCCCUAACUUCUACAAGCCCAACACUAAGUGCACCUGGUACAUCACCGUGCCAGAAGGUCACGUGGUAAUGCUCCAAUUCCGCAUCUUUGACCUGGAAGCCGACCCCACCUGUCGUUACGACUACGUGGAUGCGUACAACGGUCACUCGUACACGACGCAGAAGCUGGGACGUUUCUGCGGGACGUUUCGGCCCGGCGCCAUCAUCUCCACCUCUAACCUCAUGAUGCUGGAGAUGGUGACAGAUGGCGGCACCGGUGGCCGAGGCUUCCUGGCCUACUUCAGCGGAGGAAAGCCACACGUGGACGAGAACCAGUUCUGUGGGGGCCGGCUCACCAAGCCCACAGGGUCAGUGAAGACGCCAAACUGGCCCGAAUCCGAUUACCCAGCAGGCAUCAGCUGCUCGUGGCACAUCACCGUGGAAACCAACAUGGUGAUUGAAGUGAGAUUUGAAAAGCUGGAUUUGGAGCAUGACAUGUACUGUCGCUAUGACUACGUGGCGCUUUUCAAUGGUGGGGAGACGGAUGACUCGCGGCGAAUAGGGAGGUUCUGUGGGGAUGCAGUGCCAGAGACUGUGGUGACCAAUGCCAAUGAGCUCCUGGUUCAGUUUGUGUCUGACCUGAGUGUCACCAAAGCCGGCUUCAUGGCCCACUACAACAGCAUCCCCAAGGGCUCCCGGCCGGCCACCAGGGACAUCGACUACGCCCCAGGCCCCCGUGUAGAGUCAGGAGCGGUCAGGCCCAGCCGUCCGCCGAAGCCGGCCCGGCCCACUCCCAAACCCGCCCUGAGACCCAAACCCACUCCGGCGAGACCGGUGCGGCCUCAGCCCAGACCCGUGCCGCGUCGGCCCACGCCCAAGCCCAGAACCAGACCGACUCCGAAGCCUAAACCGACUCCGAAGCCUAACGACCCGCCGACGGCUAAACCAAGAGUGAGACCCACACCCAAGCCAAAGCCGGCACCAAAACCCAAAGCGACACCGAAACCAAAACCAGCCGCCAAGCCCAAGCCAACGCCCAAGCCCAAAACAAAACCCACGGCAAAACCGGGCACAAGGCCGGGAUCUAAACCAGGGGUCAAGCCCACUCCCAAACCAGGGACCAGACCCGUCAAGCCCACCAAAAAGCCUGGAACUAAGCUUGUUGUAAAGCCUCCCAAGCCUACACCCAAGCCCAAAGUGAAGCCCACACGAAAACCAGCUUCCAAACCUGGCACCAAACCGGCAAGCAAGCCUGGCCAGAACAGCACCAGGACAGCAGCGAAGCCACCCAAGAAACCCGCAGCAGUGAACCCCUUGUGCACACAGGCUUGUAAGAGGACAGGCACCAUGCAGUCCAAUUUCUGCCCCAGUCACUUUGUGCUGACGGGUAAAGUGACCACAGUGACCCCGGGCCAGGACGGUGUUCAGGUGGGCAUGUCCAUCAUUAAGAUCUACAAGGCAGGAGCGCUGAAGGUCACCAAGAGGGGCCCUGUUAUGUCCGUCACUCUCACUACCACCUGCAAGAAGUGCCCAACCAUCAAGAAAGGAGGGAACUACGUGCUGAUGGGUGAGGUUGAUGCAGAAGGUCGGGGAAUUAUCCAACCCAGCAGCUUUGUUCUCUUGUACAAGAGCGUGCACGCCAAGGCUCUUGCCACCUACGCCAAGGCACAGUGCUGAUUACAGGGUGCCAGGCAAGCGACACCGCUUGGUCGACGCUUGGGAAUCAGCGCCAAGCUGAACCUGAGGAAGAUAUGCUGCCCACUUGAAGAGAUCAAGGCAAGCAUUUGAACCAGAUGAGAUGAAUUUUGGGGGUAGGGGAAUCAACAUGUGUGAAGAGGUGAUCAUAUUUGUCACUAUAUAAUUUAGACAUCCAAAGUAUAUACUCUCGGUAUACCCUGUCAGUGCACCUAAAGUAUGUACUGAAAUUGAGCAGAUAUCACGCUGGUAAAAUAUAAUGUGAUUAACAUCUAUUUCAGCACUCGGCUGAGUGCAUGUCACCAAAAGUAUUAAUUGUUUUUGUAUUUUUAUAUACAUGAGAUACUGUAACUGUUGAGUUACUUGGACUUUUAUAAAUUAUGAUGGGGAUAAAA